This is a messenger RNA of Peromyscus eremicus (cactus mouse), 3425 nucleotides long. Its product is annotated as aldo-keto reductase family 1 member C1-like. Gene Ontology annotation, molecular function: androsterone dehydrogenase [NAD(P)+] activity; ketosteroid monooxygenase activity; aldose reductase (NADPH) activity. NCBI's taxonomy places the organism in Eukaryota, Metazoa, Chordata, Mammalia, Rodentia, Cricetidae. The transcript is spliced from 10 exons. Gene Ontology annotation, biological process: prostaglandin metabolic process; progesterone metabolic process; doxorubicin metabolic process. Gene Ontology annotation, cellular component: cytosol. The record is from RefSeq and is a predicted model, not a curated record.
CAACCUCGAGAUCACCAUCGAGGGUCCUCCUGGAGGCUUCGUAGAAUUCUGAUGUCUGGUUCCCAACAGCUUCGCCCCGUCUAGAUUCUCCCUAGCCACUUCUGGCGCCGCAAGUUCCAUUGAGGACAAAGAGCAGUUGAUUUCCUAAAUGCCACCGGCUUAGCUAGUCAGCACAGCUGGAGAAAGAGUUGCAGUAUAUCUUCCUGUUACUCAGUACCCAGUGACGGCGGGGAAGACAGAAGCGGACUGUGCCACAAUGAAUCCCAAACACUGUGCAGAGCUAAAUGAUGGCCACCACAUUCCUGUUCUUGGCUUUGGAACCUUUGCCCCCGAAGAGGUUCCUAAGAGUAUGGCUACCGAGGCCACCAAAAUAGCUAUAGAUGCUGGAUUCCGCCACAUUGAUGCAGCUUAUUUGUACCAAAAUGAGGAAGAAGUAGGGCUGGCCAUCCGAAGCAAGAUUGCCGAUGGCACUGUGAAGAGAGAAGAUAUAUUCUACACUUCAAAGCUUCCUUCCACAUGUCAUAGGCCAGAACUGGUCCGGCCUUGUUUGGAAAAGUCACUGAAAAAGCUUCAGUUGGAUUAUGUUGACCUCUAUCUUAUUCAUUUCCCAGUGUCAAUGAAGCCAGGAAAUGAUUUUAAUCCAAUAGAUGAAAAUGGGAAGUUAUUAUUUGACACAGUGGAUCUCCGUGACACAUGGGAGGCCAUGGAGAAGUGUAAGGAUGCAGGGUUGGCCAGGUCCAUCGGGGUGUCCAACUUUAACCGCAGGCAGCUGGAGAUGAUCCUGAACAAGCCAGGGCUCAAGUACAAGCCUGUGUGCAACCAGGUAGAAUGCCAUCCUUAUCUCAACCAGAGCAAGCUCCUGAAUUACUGCAAGUCAAAAGACAUUGUUCUAGUUGCCUAUGGUGCUCUAGGUACCCAAUGAUAUAAGAACUGGAUGGAUGAGAAUGCCCCAUAUCUCUUGGAAGAUCCAGUUCUUUGUGCUAUGGCCGAAAAGCACAAACAAACUCCAGCCCUAAUUUCCCUCCGGUAUCUGCUGCAGCGUGGGAUUGUGAUUGUCGCCAAGAGUUUCAAUGAGAAGCGGAUCAAGGAGAAUAUGAAGGUUUUUGAGUUCCAGUUGCCAGCAGAAGACAUGGCAGUUAUAGAUGGCCUGAACAAAAAUUACCGAUAUGUUACUGCUGAUGUUACUGCUGUCCACCCUAAUUAUCCGUAUUCAGAUGAAUAUUAACAUAGAAGUCUUUGCCAUGACAUCACCUUGACAGUAGCUGUGUGGGAGAUGCCAUAGAUUCUGAUCGGAUAUCACCUCUGGUCAAUGUUGUGUGUCAACCUAUACUCAACCGGAUUGAGAGAGAUGGGCAUGGUGUUUUUUGUAAUACCCUGAGGACAAUGAGGUUUGCUUCUAUGAGGUGCAUGCAAAGCACCACUAUUGUCUUUUAUUUCUAUGAUUUCUUUCCAUCUGACUCACUAAGACCUGAGCUCAAGGAAACUAGAAUUUGAGCAUUCACAGGGAAAGGUGUGGACAACCAGCUUAGAACGAUUAGCAGUUGGGUACAUGGAAUUGAGGUGAAGGGAACUGAACAAUUCUGUCUGAGAUAUAUGGGUAUUUUGAUAGGUUUAUUACAGAUAAAGAAAGCUUUCCUCCCAAGAGCCAGAGUUGUAGGAUAAACCUAAUGUCUUUCUGCAAAUGGAAUAGUACCAGCCCUGCUGGGAACUGAUUGAGAGGCUGAAAAUCAAAUUAACUGAUUGGUAAAAACUGCUGAAUACUUGUUCUGGGUCCAACUUCCUUAGUUGUAAAAAUAAACUUGAAUUUGACAAGUAUUGUCUUUUCAAAUGCUUUAUUUUUUGUGUGUUUAUAAUGUAUGUGAUUGUAGGGACAUGUAUGCAACAGUGCCUUGGGUCCUCUCCUUCCACCUCAUGUCCUGGUAAUUGAACUCUGGCUGUCAGGUUUGCAUGACAAACUCUUUCCCCAGUUGAGCCAUCUUGCCAGCUCUCUUUCAAGUAUCUUACAAAUGAAACAGGAAUAUUACACAUCUAAAACACAAACUAAUCUCAAAGCCAUUAAACAUUAGUGAGAUAUUAAUAUUUAAGUGGUAAAUAAUACAUUUGAGACAAAUUCUCCAAGCUUAAAACAAGCCCUUUGAAAACAGGCAUAGGACAUGCAGGACACUUUGAAAAGCCGCUCGCCUUUUGCAGUCUUUUUUACCAAAAUGCACAACCAUUUUGAACAAAUUUAGGAAUGUAAAGUUAAGGAGUCAGUUUUCAGGCUCUAAAUCUUCAUUUCAGAUGACCUUUUCCCAAAGAUGGAGAUAGUGUCAUGAGUACUGGUCAAGGACUUACAGGUGUUAGGGACAUGGGUACUUUUAACAUGAAGCUUCCAGCUGUCCCUCUUGUGACUAGUUUUGUCACAUCCCAGAGGCUUUCUGAAGCCACAGCCAUCAGCAGACACAUAACUACCCAAGAUGCGCAUCCCACAUUACAUCCACUUCUCUAAAGAGAAUCCUUCCUUAAAUUAGAGGAGGCCUAACUUUCACUUGUCCUAGAAGAAUUCUUGGAUUACCUUUCAAAUUCACUUACUCCCCUAGUGACCCUAGAUGUAUUCAUGGGUUUAAAUGCUGUUUAUAGACCGAGAAACCCCAAAUCAGUAUGUAUAGCCCAGCUUUCCCUUAAACGCUCUAGAUGGGAAGCCAGAUAUUACGCUCCACAGCUGUGUUUCCAUCCAAGGGAUAUUUGAAACUUAGUGUUUGUCAAACCAAGCUCCCUUGUAUCUUCUCCUCUCUGCUGAUUUUUUCCAGUCAUGGUAUUUGUAGACUAUAUUUUGCCAUUCAUAAAGCUUGUAAUUUUUGAGUUUUUACUUCCAUUUUCUCAUAUCUCAUGUAUAAACUCUGAGAAAAUCUUGUUAUGCUCACUUUCAAAAUGUGUUCAAAACCUAUAUUUAGGUUUUAAGGCAGAGUCUUUGAGGCUAUUGUACUCUAUCAUUUUGGGGCAAUAUAUUAAGCAUCCAAAAAUUUCUUAGAGGAAAAUCAAGAAGUAUUAUUUAGUAUUCUGAUUGUGUAACUAUUCCUAGAGAGAAUAUCCCAUUUAUCCAGAAUGGAAAGGGGAAUAAUAGAAGGAAGAAUUCUGUCUAAGUUUGUGGUGGUUUGAAAGAAAUUGGUCCCCAAAGGGAGUGGCACUAUUAAGAGGUGUGGCUUUGUUGUAGUAGGUGUGGCCUUGUUGGAGAAGUGUGUGGGUGGGCUUUGAGGUCUCCUUCAUUCAGUGUGCCACUCAGUUCACUUGCUGUUGGCUUUGGAUCAAAAUGUAGAAUUUUCCAGCACCAUGUCUACCAGAAUGCCACCAUACUCCCAACCACCACGCUCCCCACCAUGCUGAUAAUGGACUAAACCUCUGAAACUGUUAUCCAACACCUCAAUUAAAUGUUUUCCUUUUUAAGA